Molecule: messenger RNA, 844 nt
Organism: Lactuca sativa (garden lettuce)
Lineage: Eukaryota; Viridiplantae; Streptophyta; Magnoliopsida; Asterales; Asteraceae
Product: profilin
Cellular component (GO): cell cortex
Molecular function (GO): actin monomer binding
Source: RefSeq, a predicted model, not a curated record
GGAUCCUAAAAGAAAGGCAAGCAGGCGGGAAUGGCGGCGAUUCAAUGGACGUAUGAAACGAACGAUAGAGAGAACAUUGCUCUCCAAUCAAGCAUCUCAGCUUUCAAUCGUCAAUUCCACAAACAAAUCGAAGAAUCGUAGCACGCAGUCGAAAGAACUUGAAAAUGUCGUGGCAAUCAUAUGUGGAUGAUCAUUUGAUGUGUGAUAUCGAAGGUACUGGUCACCAUCUCAUCUCCGCAGCCAUCAUUGGUGCCGACGGUAGUGUUUGGGCUAAGAGCUCUGCUUUCCCCCAGUUGAAGCCUGAGGAGGUGACUGCUAUUGGGAAAGAUUUCGAUGAACCAGGUCACCUUGCUCCAACAGGUCUAUUCAUUGCGGGCACAAAGUACAUGGUGAUCCAGGGGGAGCCUGGAGCAGUCAUCCGUGGAAAGAAGGGAGCUGGAGGCAUAUGCAUCAAGAAAACUGGUCAAGCAAUGGUGUUUGGGCUGUAUGAUGAGCCUGUGGCUCCUGGACAAUGCAACAAGGUUGUUGAGGGGCUUGGAGAUUAUCUCGUUGAACAAGGCCUCUAGAUCUUUGUUCACCUACUACUUUUUCCCCUUGAAAAGAGUUAUUUCUUUUUGAUUAAUAGAUUUUGAAUCAAUCCCCUCAUUUUCAUUCAUCAUGUGACAUUUAUAAAUGUUAUGUGAUAAGGAAUAUAAUUUAUUUUUAUUCUAAUUGCAAUCUACUUGUGUAGAAGGUGAUUGUUCUAUAAUAAGGAUGCUAAUAUGUAUAUCUAAUAAACCCCCUCCGAGGUGUUUAAACUGUUGCGUAAAUCAUCAAAUGAAAUUCUUGGGAGAACUUUUGUAAA